Messenger RNA from Mugil cephalus (flathead mullet), 1947 nucleotides. It is a transcript of the gene cct2, whose product is annotated as chaperonin containing TCP1, subunit 2 (beta). Gene Ontology annotation, biological process: protein folding. The record is from RefSeq and is a predicted model, not a curated record. Gene Ontology annotation, cellular component: cytosol; chaperonin-containing T-complex. The transcript is spliced from 16 exons. Lineage: Eukaryota; Metazoa; Chordata; Actinopteri; Mugiliformes; Mugilidae. Gene Ontology annotation, molecular function: ATP binding; ATP-dependent protein folding chaperone; ATP hydrolysis activity. The coding region runs from base 117 to 1724 and encodes 535 amino acids.
UGUGUUACCAUGAUUGGCCUUGAACGCCACAUCACGUUUUUACGUAAUUACGUCACUGCCCCAUCCUUUCCUUCUUCUGAGUGCGUGCACGGCUUCAGCCCAGAAUCACAUUCAUCAUGGCGUCCUUAUCGAUGGCCCCGGUCAAUAUCUUCAGACAUGGAGCCGACGAAGAAAAAGCAGAAACUGCUCGACUGUCGUCUUUCAUUGGCGCCAUCGCUAUCGGAGAUCUGGUGAAGAGCACCCUGGGGCCUAAAGGCAUGGAUAAGAUCUUGUUGGGUGGAGGGAAGGGAGGGACGGUGACGGUGACCAACGACGGGGCGACCAUCCUGAAAGCCAUCGGAGUCGACAACCCAGCGGCAAAAGUUCUGGUUGACAUGUCCAAGACUCAGGACGAUGAAGUCGGAGACGGGACGACCUCGGUCACCGUCCUCGCUGCAGAGCUGCUCCGGGAGGCGGAGCUUCUGAUCGCCAAGAAGAUCCACCCACAGACCAUCAUCUCUGGAUGGAGGAAGGCGACGCAGGUGGCCAGAGACGCUCUGAGGGAGGCGGCCGUGGACCACAGCAACGACCCGGCCCGUUUCCAGGAGGACCUCCUGAACAUCGCCAGGACGACGCUGUCCUCCAAGCUGCUGACCCACCACAAAGACCACUUCUCCCAGCUCGCCGUGGACGCCGUCAUGAGGCUGAAGGGCUCCGGGAACCUGGAGGCCAUCCAUGUCAUCAAGAAGCUGGGCGGCAGCCUCACCGACUCCUACCUGGACGAGGGUUUCCUGUUGGACAAGAAGAUCGGAGUGAACCAACCGAAGAGGCUGGAGAACGUUAAGAUCCUGAUCGCCAACACCGGCAUGGACACCGACAAGAUCAAGAUCUUCGGCUCCAGGGUUCGCGUCGACUCCACAGCGAAAGUUGCAGAGAUCGAACUGGCAGAGAAGGAGAAGAUGAAGGAGAAGGUCGAUCGGAUCCUGAAACACGGCAUCAGCUGCUUCAUCAACAGACAGCUGAUCUAUAACUACCCGGAGCAGCUCUUCGCUCAGGCCGGCGUCAUGGCCAUCGAACACGCCGACUUCGCCGGAGUGGAGCGUCUCGCCCUCGUCACCGGUGGAGAAAUCACCUCCACCUUCGAUCACCCUGAGAUGGUGAAGCUCGGCCACUGUAAGCUGAUCGAGGAGGUGAUGAUCGGAGAGGACACGCUCAUCCACUUCUCUGGAGUCGACAUGGGUGAGGCCUGCACCGUGGUCCUACGAGGAGCCACUCAGCAGAUCCUGGACGAGGCCGAGCGCUCGCUGCACGACGCCCUCUGCGUUCUGUCCCAGACGGUGAAGGAGCCGCGCACCGUCUACGGAGGAGGCUGCUCUGAGAUGCUCAUGGCCAAGGUGGUGACUGAUCUGGCCAAUAGGACACCAGGAAAGGAGGCGGUUGCCAUGGAGUCGUUUGCGAAGGCUCUGAGGAUGCUUCCCACCAUCAUCGCUGACAACGCCGGCUACGACAGCGCCGACCUGGUGGCUCAGCUCAGAGCUGCACAUCAGGAGAACAAGACCACGUAUGGACUGAACAUGUCUGAAGGCACCGUGGGAAACAUGGCGGAGCUCGGCAUCACCGAGUCCUUCCAGGUGAAGCGUCAGGUGCUGCUCAGCGCCUCCGAGGCGGCCGAGAUGAUCCUGAGGGUCGACAACAUCAUCAAGGCUGCACCCAGGAAGAGAGUUCCCGACCAUCACCCCUGCUAGAGGAGGAGGAGGAGGAGGAGGAGAACAUGGGAGGGAUCAGUUGUGUUAUUUAUCACCUCUGUGUAGCUCAAAUUAAAGUCCUUUUCUCUGUUGACUGUGGAUGCACCGCGCAGGCUAGCAGGCUAACGCUAGAAGCUAAACAUGGCUGGCUAUGCUAACAUUAGCCGAUGAAAGUCUGGAUGUUGUUUGUUUUGUUUACUGAAAUAAAUGAACCGAUCCUCAU